Colletotrichum karsti is the source of this 600-nucleotide messenger RNA. RefSeq lists its product as uncharacterized. Bases 1 to 600 code for a protein of 199 amino acids. The record is from RefSeq and is a predicted model, not a curated record. Lineage: Eukaryota; Fungi; Ascomycota; Sordariomycetes; Glomerellales; Glomerellaceae. The transcript has 3 exons.
AUGACACGAGUCUCCGUCUACAGCGCAGCCCUUGUGGCUUUCGUCGCCGCGACGGCGAUGAUUAUCACGUCCAUCACCCUCCCGCAGUGGGUGAGCUACUCGGCCACGGCCGCCGAUGGGGUCGAGUUCUCGAGGAACAUCGGCCUGCACAAGGAGUGCGACAACGUCGGGUCAAGCCCGCCGUGCCACGUCUUCCCGACCGAGGACCUGUGUAGUAAGGACGGCGAGAGAUAUUUCUGCUCCAUGUGGCGCUCCGUCGGUUUCCUGGCCUCUUUCUCGACAAUUCUGCACCUGGCGUCCAUCGUCACUUUCCUCCUCCUCAUGUCCGGGGGCAAGUACAAGCGCGAGACGGGCUGGAAGAUUCUUAGCGGGCUCUUGAUCCUCGUCGCGGUCGUCGAGUUCAUUCUCAUGGGCAUUGUGGCAUACCUUUUUGACAAUGACGAGUUCUUCCGCGUCCCGGGCUGGGGCCUCGACACCUCCUGGAUCCUGUGCACCGUCAGCGCGUCGUUGUCGGUCCUCUGCGCUCUUGGACUGGCUAUCUCCGCAUUCGUCCUUCCACCGGAGGAGGGCUACGAAUUCCUCAAUGACCCUCUGCCGUGA